GUCACUCUCCGGACACCAGUGAGCCGUGCCCGUCUUCUCCUACCUCCAAACUCCUCGCGCUCCUCGCUGCACACACACUUAUCUUUCCAGCUCACACUUUCUCCCUCUUUGCUUCGCUCGCUGCUUCUUCUCUUGUUUCCUUUUCUCCUCUCUAUCCAACUCCCACUCUGCCACCUAUAAAUUCCAGCCACCACCAUUGAAUUGAGUCGAUUGCGCAGAAUUCUUGCAGCUGAUCGCGCCGGAAGCUCGCAUCGUACGAGAUAGUGUGUGUGCCUAGAUAAUCACGUACAUAUACAUGGCUGCAUGGCUGGCGCGCCGGGCCGCCAGGAGGCUCGCUAGCGAGCUGCGCAGCCGUGGACCAGGGCCAUGGCCCUUGAGCUCGUCGACGGUGCUGGUUCUCGGGGUGCCAUCAGGGGACCAAAGCAGGGGGUUUUGCUCCGUCCGGCGCUUCGCAGGAGAUAGCGCCGCCGCCGCUGCCGUCGAGGAGCCGGAGAAUGGACUUGCCGCAGGCGAUCUGCAGUUCCUGUGAUGCCAUGGUCAAUCGUUGUCAACGAAUAAAAUAGUCCAUUGCCUUGCCUCCAAGUUUGUAGAUUUCCCUGGAGGAAAGCUUUCCUUUGUUGGUGAAAUGAAUUUCCUGCCAGAGUCGCAAAGGGAAAGGAUCAAUUGUUACCGUGUUCUUGACGACGAUGGUGGGACUAUAUACAGCAGUAGAUUCCAAGAGGUCAGUAAGGAGUUGGCUCUGAAAAUGUACAGUAACAUGGUCACCCUCCAGAUUAUGGACACAAUCUUCUAUGAAGCUCAGAGGCAGGGAAGAAUUUCCUUUUAUCUAACUUCCAAUGGUGAAGAAGCAAUCAACAUAGCCUCUGCUGCUGCGCUUAGUGCUCAAGACAUUGUACUACCUCAGUACAGGGAGCCCGGUGUUCUUCUAUGGCGUGGCUUCACACUGCAAGAAUUUGCAAACCAGUUGUUUGGGAACAAGCUGGAUUACGGUAAAGGCAGGCAGAUGCCAAUACAUUACGGAUCAAACCGUCUGAAUUAUUUCACAGUCUCAUCGCCUAUCGCCACUCAGCUCCCUCAAGCUGUUGGUGCUGCCUAUUCUCUCAAGAUGGACAAGAAGAAGGCAUGUGCCAUCACGUAUUUCGGCGAUGGUGGCACGAGCGAGGGAGACUUCCAUGCCGCGCUCAACUUCGCUGCUGUCACGGAAGCGCCAGUGAUCUUCUUCUGCCGCAACAAUGGCUGGGCAAUCAGCACCCCAACCGCAGAACAGUUCAGAAGUGAUGGAGUUGUUACCCGCGGUCAGGCCUACGGAAUACGCAGUAUCAGGGUAGACGGCAACGAUACUCUUGCUGUGUACAGUGCAGUCCACACCGCCCGGGAAAUGGCUAUAACUGAAGGAAGGCCUAUUUUAAUCGAGGCGAUGACCUACCGAGUCGGCCAUCACUCGACAUCCGACGAUUCAACCAAGUACAGGCCGGCUGAUGAGAUGGAGCAUUGGCGAACAGCGAGGGAUCCCGUCUCCAGGUACAGAAAAUGGGUUCAGGGGAAUGGAUGGUGGUGCGACACUCAAGAGUCUGAACUCAGGAACAAUGUGCGGCAAGAGCUCCUGCAAGCCAUUCAGGUGGCCGAGAGGAUGCCAAAACACGGGCUUGCGGAGCUCUUCACUGAUGUUUAUGAUCAAAUGCCUUCCAACCUUCGCGAGCAAGAGCGGUCGCUGCUGGAUACCAUCAAAAAGCAUCCUGCAGAGUAUCCAGCUGAUGUGCCUGCUUAGUCCUAUUAGCCUUAGCUCUGCAAUGUUGAGUCUGCAAGUACCCAUGAAUGAUGAUUUAGCUGGUACCGUAAGAGUUAAUAUUGAUUAUAGCUUGAAUAGUAUGUAAUUUAAGAAGGGGGAAUAAACUGCCCAUCAAAAAUCUCUGAAAGAAAUAAUAGAAGAGAUUGGCUGUUACUCACACAAGGAAUAGUUGUUGCUGAUAUUUAUGUUGAACAAAGCUAUGCUAAGAUAUUUAUAACUGCAGGCAAAUGCCUCUUUUAUUUAA
Molecule: messenger RNA, 2033 nt
Organism: Triticum aestivum (bread wheat)
Lineage: Eukaryota; Viridiplantae; Streptophyta; Magnoliopsida; Poales; Poaceae
Product: 2-oxoisovalerate dehydrogenase subunit alpha 2, mitochondrial
Exons: 10
Coding region: 626-1768 (380 amino acids)
Biological process (GO): branched-chain amino acid catabolic process
Cellular component (GO): oxoglutarate dehydrogenase complex
Molecular function (GO): oxidoreductase activity, acting on the aldehyde or oxo group of donors, disulfide as acceptor
Source: RefSeq, a predicted model, not a curated record